AUGGAUCUUACCAAGAAGCGCAAGGCAGACGAUAACGGCUUGGCAUACCCCUUAACCACAGAACACACCAACCCGAUGGCGGCGGCGGCGGCGCCGGCUCCGACCGGCACCUUAUCCCCUGAAGACGCGGAGAAAAUCCUCGAACCCUUCACGAAGGAGCAGAUCCUCCCUAUCCUACGCGCCGCCAUCCUCCGCCACCCCGAUGUCCUGGAGGCCGUGCGCGCCGUCGCCGACGCGGAUCCUGUUCAGCGUAAACUCUUCGUUCGCGGCCUCGGAUGGGAGACCACCACGGAGAAACUCCGCCAGGUGUUCUCUGCCUAUGGCGAACUCGACGAAGCCAACACCAUCGUUAUCACCGAUAAGAGCUCUGGCAAAUCCAAGGGUUACGGAUUCGUCACGUUCAAGCACAUUGACGCCGCCGUCCUUGCUCUAAAGGAGCCGAAUAAGAAGAUAGACGGACGCAUCACGGUGACUCAUCUCGCAGCCGCCGGCAGUUCAGGUAAUUCUCACUCUGCUGACGUGGCGCUGAGGAAGAUUUAUGUUGGUAAUAUUCCUUUUGAGAUCUCGUCUGAGAGGCUGUUGGCGCAUUUCUCCAUGUACGGCGAGAUUGAGGAAGGGCCAUUAGGGUUUGACAAGCAGACUGGGAAAGCCAAGGGUUUUGCGUUUUUUGUUUACAAGACAGAGGAGGUUGCAAAGGCGUCUUUGGUCGAUCCCAUGAAAACCAUUGAUGGACAUCAGGUGGUCUGUAAGUUGGCUACAGAUAACAAGAAGCAGAAGCCAAAUACCGGGUCAGCUGGUGGAAAUGUACCUGGACCUGGGAUGCCCGCUUCUGGGCCCAUGCCACCCAGGAAUUACCCAAUGGGAGUCUAUCCAGGAUAUGGGCUUGGCCCAAAUAUGUCUCAGCACUCCAACCAGACUGGAGUGAUGCAUCAGAAUGCAAGUUAUAACACACCGAUCUCUGGUCCCGGGGGCCCUGGUGGACAAGGUUAUGUUGGUGGCUAUGGAGGUGUUGCUUCUGGCUAUGAUAGUGUAGGUUUGGCAGGACCUGGGGAGUAUGCUGGACCAAUGGGCAAUACUGGAUCAUACAAAAUGCCACCUAAUAGUAUUGGGAUGCAGGGUUCAGGGGGUUAUCCGGAUAGUGGCAACUACGGGCCCCAGGCAGGGUACCCGCCCCAUCCGAACCAUCCUGCAGGUCCAGGUCCUAGGUUUUCGGCUUAUCAGGGCAUGCCCCCAUACUGA
Striga hermonthica is the source of this 1239-nucleotide messenger RNA. NCBI's taxonomy places the organism in Eukaryota, Viridiplantae, Streptophyta, Magnoliopsida, Lamiales, Orobanchaceae. The record is from the annotation of a GenBank genome assembly.